AUGACAUCCCCAACCCAGCGCCGCCAUCGCGGCUCGACUACCGACGAGCGUGGCGUGUUCGACGAUGCCAAAACCUAUUACACCUCAGAUGACCGCCACGCCAACCGAGCUGGUCCGCGAACGAGAACAUAUUCUCAGAACAGCUUGUUCAAGCAAUUCGAGCGUGUGGGACUUAGAGAACCCUUCCGUCGUGGCAGUCAUGACGAAGUUUCCAGUUCCAACCGAAAGUUUCUCAUUUCAGUCGACGAGACCCUGGAGAGUCUGCAAGCUCAGGAGGAUACCGACGGUAACAUGCAGAUUACCAUUGAGGACAAUGGCCCCAAGGUUCUUUCGCUGAGAACGGCCGCUUCCGCCGGCCACAACCGAUUCGAUGUCCGAGGAACAUACAUGCUCUCCAAUCUCCUGCAAGAGUUGUCGCUCGCCAAGGAAUAUGGCCGCAAGCAGAUCAUUCUCGACGAGGGUCGGUUGAACGAGAACCCCGUGAACCGCCUCUCUCGUCUCAUCCGGGAUCACUUCUGGGAGGGAUUGACCAGAAGAAUCGACGCUUCGAGUGUCGAAAUUGCUGCCAAAGAUCCCAAGGACUGGACAGACGAUCCGCGUCCGCGCAUCUACGUCCCUGUUGGCGCCCCGGAGCAGCUCGAGUUUUACACUAAGGUUGCGAAGGAGAGGCCUGAGAUUCGCCUGGACGUCCAGCAGCUUCCCGAGGUUAUCACCCCGGAGCUUGUUCGAGACAUGAACGCCAAGCCCGGACUCCUCGCUGUUGAGAUGGAGAAGAUCAAGGAUCCUGUGACGGGCGAGGAUACCCUGAGAGGUCUCCCCUUCGUCGUUCCUGGCGGACGUUUCAAUGAGCUUUACGGCUGGGACAGUUACAUGGAGUCUCUGGGACUCCUGGUUAACGACAAGGUUCAUUUGGCCAAGUCCAUGGUGCAAAACUUCUGCUUCUGCAUCCGUCACUACGGCAAGAUCCUCAACGCUACCCGAUCGUACUACCUUUGCCGCUCUCAGCCUCCUUUCCUCACCGACAUGGCUCUCCGGGUUUACGAGAAGAUCAAGCACGAGCCUGAUGCCCAGGAGUUCUUGCGCACAUCCAUUUUGGCCGCCAUCAAGGAGUACCACAGCGUCUGGGUUUCGGAGCCACGCCUGGAUCCGGUCACGGGUCUUUCUCGUUACAGACCUGAGGGAUUGGGUGUUCCCCCCGAGACCGAGGCCGAUCACUUUGUCCACGUCCUCGAGCCGUAUGCAGAGAAGCACGGUAUUAGCUGGACGGAGUUCGUGCAGGCUUACAACAAGGGCGAAAUCAAGGAGCCUGAGCUGGAUGAUUACUUCUUGCACGACCGUGCCGUUCGCGAGUCUGGCCACGACACAUCCUACAGGCUCGAAAGGGUUUGUGCCGACCUUGCAACUAUCGACUUGAACUCGCUGCUUUUCAAGUAUGAGACAGACAUCGCCCGUAUCAUCCGUACUGUCUUCAACGACAAGCUCGUCAUUCCCGCAGAAUUCGCUGUCGGACCUCUGAAGGCUGGUGAAGUGGUCACUUCUGCCAUCUGGGACCGCCGUGCAAAGCGCAGAAAGCUUGCCAUCGACAAGUAUCUCUGGAACGAGGAAGCGGGCAUGUACUUCGAUUACGACACUGCUAAAAAGCAGCAGUGUACAUACGAAAGCUGCACGACCUUCUGGGCCCUUUGGGCAGGUGUUGCGAACCCCAAGCAAGCCGCAGACAUGGUCACGAAGGCCCUGCCGAAAUUCGAGGCUCUGGGUGGUCUGUUGUCUGGAACGGAGAAGUCCCGUGGUGAAGUCAGUUUGGAGAGACCCAACCGCCAAUGGGAUUACCCAUAUGGUUGGGCUCCCCAGCAAAUGCUGGCCUGGACCGGCUUGGUGCGAUACAGCUUCACGGAGGAGGCAGAGCGUCUGGCUUACAAGUGGCUGUUCAUGAUGACGAAGGCGUUCGUCGACUACAACGGUGUAGUUGUUGAGAAGUACGACGUUACUCGACCCAUCGAUCCGCACAGAGUUGAUGCCGAGUACGGAAACCAAGGUCUUGACUUUAAGGGAGUCGCCAAGGAAGGAUUCGGAUGGGUUAACGCGAGCUACGUCUAUGGUCUGCAAAUUGUCAACGCUCACAUGCGACGUGCUCUGGGCACUCUGACCCCUUACGAGACAUUCGUCAAGGCCAUCGAGCUAAACAACGAGAAGUCCCUCGCGGAGCUUUCCUAA
Molecule: messenger RNA, 2214 nt
Organism: Colletotrichum karsti
Lineage: Eukaryota; Fungi; Ascomycota; Sordariomycetes; Glomerellales; Glomerellaceae
Product: neutral trehalase
Exons: 5
Coding region: 1-2214 (737 amino acids)
Biological process (GO): trehalose catabolic process
Cellular component (GO): cytoplasm
Molecular function (GO): alpha,alpha-trehalase activity; calcium ion binding
Source: RefSeq, a predicted model, not a curated record